AUGAAUAAAAUCUUUUCAUUAUUAUUAGUUUUCUUAUUAGUCGGUUCAUCAUAUGCCAAAAUUGAUGAAUGUAAUAUGUGCAUUGACUUUGUCAACAGCUCAUUAAACGAUUUAAUUAAUAUUAUCUUAAACUCUGGUGUUAUUGGUUCAUGCGCUGAUCUUUGUGGUAAAUUACCAAACAACAUUUUAGCUGACGGUUGUGAUCUCCUUUGUGACUACAUUGGUAUUACUGAAUUUGUUAAAUUACUCUCAGAAGAAGACCCAGAUCCAAUCUACAUUUGCGAAUUAACCAAGAUCUGCAGUUACAACGAUAAUGCUAAUGCUACCAUUACCGAUCUUGCUAUCAACCCAGUUAACGGUACUGUUGGUGGUACAUUCACCAUCGGUGUUGCUUUCACUGUUUCAAACACUAUUGCUACUGGUGAAAUUGCUUUCGGUAUUGUUGACCCACAAGGUAACUCAUUCGGUGAUGCUGUUGUUGUUGUCCAAGCCACUCCAAACCAAUACUCCUCAUCAUUCCAAUUCCAAGCCACCCCAAGCGAACAAGAAGCUUUCCCAUCAGGUGAAUACGAAUUAAUCAUGCAAGUUUGUGAAGGUUCAUGCGGUUCACCACAUCCACACAGCAAACUCUUAUCCCAACAAUCCACCAACUUCACCAUUACUGGUAGUGACUCAUCAAACUCUGGUGGUUUCUCAUCUGGUUCUUCACAAUCAGGUUCACAAUCUGGUGCUGCUACAGGUACUGGUAAUAGCGGUCAAGUCCAUUUUUAA
Dictyostelium purpureum is the source of this 771-nucleotide messenger RNA. RefSeq lists its product as uncharacterized. Lineage: Eukaryota; Evosea; Eumycetozoa; Dictyosteliales; Dictyosteliaceae. The coding region runs from base 1 to 771 and encodes 256 amino acids. The record is from RefSeq and is a predicted model, not a curated record. The transcript has 2 exons.